Molecule: messenger RNA, 1630 nt
Organism: Oryza brachyantha (malo sina)
Lineage: Eukaryota; Viridiplantae; Streptophyta; Magnoliopsida; Poales; Poaceae
Product: nudix hydrolase 8-like
Exons: 9
Coding region: 145-1248 (367 amino acids)
Molecular function (GO): NAD binding; ADP-ribose diphosphatase activity; NADH pyrophosphatase activity
Source: RefSeq, a predicted model, not a curated record
CGUGUGGAGCUCAGGGGAUCGGCCCACUCGCAAGCUGGAGCAGCGAGCACCGUCGCAGCAGCACAGCCUUGAGCCUCGUAUUGUACGACGCACUCACUACACUAGCGAUACUCCGCUUGCUACUGGAUAGCGGAGUGAUCAGCGAUGGAGAGCAGCUUGGUCGACACGGCCGGCGCCACCCUGUGUCCCGCGGCGGCGGCAGGAGGGCGCCGCCGCGGCGCCGGGAGCUUCUUGAACUGCUCGUGCUCCUCCAAAGAGUACAGGGUGAGCGCGUCCUACUCCAUUGGGCGGAUGCUGAGCGGGGUGAGGUCGGCGGCGCGGAAGAAGCUGUUCAGGAGCGAGCCGGCCGACCUGCUGGGCACCAACUGGUCGCCGGACUCGCCGUCGGGCGGCGCCGACGACGGCCGGCACCACCAUUGGUGGACGGCUCUCGAGAACAACUUCGUCCUCGAGGCCUCGGAGGACGAGUACGGCGGGGUCGUCGUGGCCGCCGAGAGGCUGCCGUCCGACAAGGCCGCCUUCGCGCGGUCGCUCGCGGCGUCGCUCUCCUACUGGAAGUCCGUGGGGAAGAAAGGGGUUUGGCUAAAGUUACCAGUGGAUCGCUCGGAGUUUGUUCCUAUAGCAGUGAAGGAGGGUUUCAAGUACCACCAUGCUGAGGAAGCAUACGUGAUGAUGACAUACUGGAUCCCUGAAGAGCCAUGUAUGCUCCCUGCAAAUGCUUCUCACCAGGUUGGAGUUGGUGGGUUUGUGAUCAACGAUCAAAUGGAGGUCUUAGUGGUGCAAGAGAAGUAUUGUGGUUCUUCGUUGGAUGGUGCUUGGAAACUCCCCACAGGGUUUAUUCUUGCGUCAGAAGAAAUAUUUUCAGGAGCCACUAGAGAGGUCAAGGAGGAAACUGGGGUUGACACUGAAUUUGUGGACGUUGUUGCUUUUAGGCACGCGCACAACGUGGCAUUUCAGAAGUCCGACUUGUUUUUCAUCUGCAUGCUAAGGCCUACAUCGAACGAGAUCAAAAUUGAUGAAACUGAGAUCCAAGCAGCGAGGUGGAUGCCACUCGAGGAGUUCGUCAAGCAGCCAUUCAUCCAGGAGGACCACAUGUUCCAGAAGAUCAUGGACAUCUGCAUCCAGAGGCUCAGGAAGUGCUACUGCGGCCUGACCGCGCACAAUGUCAUCUCCAGGUUCGACGGCAGGAGGUCGACGCUCUACUACAACGUCUCUGAACCCGAGGAUGUGAACUGCGACGCUGCCUGACGCCGGCGCUGCUGUUGCAGAGAUCAUGCGAUGUAAAUAUGAAAAAUGAUAGAAUAUAGGAAUUAUCACAGGCCGGGUAGCUCUGACCGGCGGUUGCAGUUUCGUGUAGAUUGCAGCUGAACUGAAGAAGAAACUGAAGACUCUCAGAACUUUUUUCGUUUUGGUGCAUGCACUCGCUCACGCUAAACAGCUGCUUAAAGUGUAUCUAGUGCUAUACUGCUCUGCUAUGGCGAAAGCAAAGAACACGCACCAAGAACCGGGAUACUAGAAUGUGAUUGGCCUACGAGUUCUGCUCCCAUGCAACAUUGCAAGUCCCAAAUGUGUAUGCAAACUUUUCUCUUACGCGUGCAGAGUAUAAUUGAAGAACUGUCCUGAUUCCUGA